This is a messenger RNA of Caenorhabditis bovis, 1278 nucleotides long. The record is from the annotation of a GenBank genome assembly. Lineage: Eukaryota; Metazoa; Nematoda; Chromadorea; Rhabditida; Rhabditidae.
AUGGAUAACAAUAAUGGAGUAAAAAAUAUCAAAAUUGAAGAGCAAAAUGAGCGAGCUAUGAUGAUCAUUUCACAGCACAAUUUGCGUAUUUCCACAGAAAAUUCAUAUCGAUUCCCCAGCAAACAAUUCGGAUACAUAUUCCAUAACUCGACGCCAUUUGUCCUACAGAACCCCGACGAGAUUUUGCGCAAAUUGAUUCCGCUCGAGAAUUAUUGCUAUGCUGCGGACAGCGGUUCGGGUUUGUCGCUUCCGAUGAUGAACGACAACGUCGAUCUGUUUCAAGCGUUGUUCUUUCCGAACACACUUGCUCCGAGAACUGCGAUUGCCGGCAACCGAACAGAAGCAUUAGAUGAGAACAAUUUGCGAUUUAUGUGGCUUCGAAUGGUCGCGUUCUAUUUCGAAUGGGUCACUGGUAUCACCGAGAUUCGCUACUUGAGCGAUUCGGACAAACUCAAACUCGUUGUCCAUCAAUUAUGCAAAGUGAUUUGUUUCGCAAUUGCAUUCAAUAAUCACAAAACGAGAGAUGAAUUCGAACGGGAAAAUGUGUUGAAUUUCGGAUCAGGAUUCUUCUGGACGCCGAAAAGUUCUCAAGAUCCAUUAAUCAAUGAGUAUAGUAAACGAAUAUGGACGUCGAUAAAUGUCCACUUGAUGCCAUUAUUCCAAAAAAUUCAAAUCACCACCGAAGAGUAUUUGUUCUCAAAAAUGCUUAUUCUAUUUGAUUGUUCAACGUUUACGGGAUUGUCCGCAGAAGGACUCGGAUUUGUGCAAUCAAUGGAAAACAAAUAUCGAACAAUUCUCGCGAAUUAUCUCCUUGUCAAGUACAGCGAUCAUGACGAGAAGCAGAAGCAGGCGUUAGUAUUGGAGCGACUCGAAACCAUUUCGAGACUCGUACAAUCUGCAAAUGUACCCCUGAAAAUAUGCUUAAUUCGUACGUUACAUAUUUGCUCGUUCUGGUCGCUCUGCUUUGUGUUGUAUCAGCAGAAAGUAAAAUGCCCAGAUUCAUUGGUAGCACAAUUCGUUGCUACCAAUUCGGUAACACAGCGGACAUCGAACUGGAUCGCAUUUCGCGGCGGCACGUGGAAAAAGAGCAAUUCGGCGAAAGAUCCGUACUUCCGUAGAAGUGCCAAAUGGGUUCGCAAUAUGAACCCAUCCGGUGGAACUCUCGUCACCGGCCGCGGCGGUUUCCGUCCAGGAUUCCAUUCCGACGAUUGGCGGUCAUCGAUUUUAGCCGAGCCCAAUUUCUCCAAGAGGUCUCUUUUCUAUUAUUUCGAGAAGUGA